UGAAGGAAGCGCUCGUUAUAUAAUCGUGGUGGUAUGGCUCAGUUUUCCUGGAAGAACUGAGGAAAAUCACAAGGAAGCACAGAAAGGAUACUUGAAAAUGGCGAUGCUGGGUAACUCUCUGCUGGAGGGCACCGUUCUGUUCGUGUCCAGUUUCCUAUUAUUCGCCUGGUUGUAUUUCUGGUACAAGUUUAGUUACUGGCAAAGGCGAGGUGUGCCACAUUCAAAGCCAACCAUGAUAUUUGGCAGCUACAAGGACUGCGUCUUGCAGAAGGAAUGUGUUGGACAAUUCAUGCAGAGGAUGUACAAUGAAGGCGUUGGUAAACGUUUCUUCGGCUGCUACGUUUUCACCAGGCCUGCCUUGGUGUUACGUGACCCAGAAUUGAUGAAGGAAAUUCUAGUGAAAGAAUUCAAUACGUUUUUCAAUCGCAAUGCUCAGUCGAAUCAUCAGAAAGACCCUCUGUCGCAAAACCUGUUCCUAAUAAAGGGAGAACUAUGGAGGCAUUUGCGACUGAAGAUGUCGCCAAUCUUCACAUCAUUCCGUCUGAAGCAAAUGUUUCCGCUUAUAAACACCUGUGGGAAGCAACUGUGCCAGUACGUAGAGAGGUCGGACAAACAAAUUGAAAUGAAGGAAGUUGCCGGCAAAUAUGCAACUGACGUCAUAACAACUUGUGCAUUUGGUAUAGAGAGCAACAGCCUUUUGAAUCCCAAUGCCGAGUUCCGUGAAUUUGGAAGGAAGAUUUUUGAUUUUUCUGUUUAUAGGAGUUUUGAGUUUAUGUCAGCCUUUAUGCUCCCACUUGUCGCUAAGCUUAUGGGCAUCACUUUCUUCUCAAGAGAAACAACGAAAUUCAUGAGGAAAACAUUUUGGGAGACCAUACAAGAGAGGGAAGAGAAGAAAAUUGAAAGGCAUGACUUCCUGGAGCUGUUAAUUAAGCUGAAGAAUGGUAAAGACAUUACCAAUGAAAAGUCUAUGAAAAAUGGGCUCAGCACUGAAACUUUGAAUGGGACGACUGACGUCAGUAAUGGAAUUAUGAAGGACAGUAAACCUAUCCAGCUCGAAGGAGAUAUUCUUGUUGCCCAGGCUGCAAUAUUCUUCACUGCAGGGUUUGAAAGUAAUGCUUCAACCACAUCCUUCACCCUGUAUGAGCUGGCAAUGCAGCCUCAUUUACAAACCAGACUGCGAGAAGAGAUUCUGCAUACGCUUGACAAGAAUGAGGGGCAGUUUACAUAUGAAGCUAUCAGAGACAUGGAGUACCUCCACAUGGUGAUAUCAGAGACACUGCGGAAGUUCCCUCCACUGCCAAUAUUAGACAGAGUUGCAGAGAGAGAUUAUGUCAUUCCCGGCACCGACAUAACCAUUGAAAAGGGCACCACAGUGUAUGUCCCACUCCUGGGCAUACACAUGGAUCCGGAAGUGUUCCCAGAUCCCGAGCAUUAUGACCCUGAGAGGUUCAAUGAGAAGAAUAGGAAAGCACGCCACCCUUUCAUGUAUUUGCCUUUUGGAGAGGGUCCUAAAUACUGUAUAGGUAAGGGGUUUGGUCUCAUUGCUUCAAAGGUGGCCGUGGCCAAUGUGCUGGCGAACUUCAUAGUGUCACCGUGUGCUGAUACUCCAAGCAGCAUUCAGUUAAAUCCGAAGGCUAUGAUAUUGGCUGCCAGAGGAGGAAUUCGUCUGAAAUUCACCAAACUAAAUCGCUAGCCAUUUCUGUUUGCCGUUCAGAUCCUUGAAAUGCAGGCCUUUGGAGCAAUGGUUACAUAAUUUCUUUGUUUCACUUAUAACUGUCCUGCACAUUGUUAUUACUAGUACUGAGACCUGUUUAUAAUGUAGUACACAUAAUAACAGACAUGUGUCAGAAGUGGA
This is a messenger RNA of Cryptotermes secundus, 1855 nucleotides long. RefSeq names its product cytochrome P450 6k1. NCBI's taxonomy places the organism in Eukaryota, Metazoa, Arthropoda, Insecta, Blattodea, Kalotermitidae. The transcript is spliced from 6 exons. Gene Ontology annotation, molecular function: monooxygenase activity; iron ion binding; oxidoreductase activity, acting on paired donors, with incorporation or reduction of molecular oxygen. Bases 98 to 1693 code for a protein of 531 amino acids. The record is from RefSeq and is a predicted model, not a curated record.